CUGAGUGUUUCCUUCCCCAGCCGGAGGAGCUGGUAGAUAAGUUACUAUCAGCUUUGAGAAACCGUAGGGGGACAGCCGCACACAAACCGUGUCGCCUUAGCCCACAUAUCUCAUGAAGCCUCGGCUUUAGCGCCGUUUCGACAUGAACGAGUCGGACACGGAAGCUAUCCUGCCCGGAGACCUCCUCGGCGCCGAGCCAACGGACGACCGAGGCCCCGAAGCCUCCGACCAGAAGGAGGCGGAGACGGAGGUCCCGAGCCGAGGCGCUUCUUUCCCGGUGUCCGUGGAGCCGGUGCUCUUCCUCUCCAUGUUUUCCAUCGCGCUCCAGGCUCCCCUGGCCACCCAGUACCUGUGGGACCGCGUCAGCGAGGACCUCGGCUACAACGGCUCCAGGGGGUCCGAGUGCGGCAACGGCUCGGUGCCCCCCGACCCCCUGCAGAAGGAGGUGCAAACGUUGACAGCCCACUGGAACCUGUACCUCAGCCUGGGGGGGUUUUCCGUGGGGCUGCUGGUGGUGCCGCUCCUGGGAUCGUGGAGCGACCUGGCGGGUCGCCGGCCGGUCCUGGUCAUCUCCAGCCUCGGGAUGGCCCUGCAGGCGGGGGUCUACCUGCUGGUGAUGUACCUCAGGUUGCCCGUGGGCUGCUUCGUGGUGGGCAGGCUGCUCAGCGGCCUGAGCGGGGACUUCAACGCCAUCCUGGCCGCUUGCUUUGCCUACGUGGCUGACGUCAGCGACAGGAGGUCCCGCACCUUCAGGGUGGCGGUCUUGGAGGCCUGUAUCGGCAUCUCGGGGAUGCUAGCCAGCGUCAUCGGAGGUCAGUGGCGGCGAGCACAAGGUUACAUCAACCCGUUCUGGUUGGUUCUGGCCACCAACUUGGCCUCGGCUCUCUACGCUUUCCUGUUUGUCCGCGAGUCCGUCCCGCCAGACCCCAGAGCGAAGCUGCUCACCGCUCGCCACCACAAAGCCGUCUGGCACCUCUUCCGGACGGGAGGCGGCAGCAGAGAGGGCGGCGGAGGGCUCCAGAGGGGCAAGCUGUGGCUCUACACGCUGUGCUUCUUUCUGGUGGUGGCCGUGCACUUCGGCAGCCGGGACCUGUUUGUGCUGUACGAGCUGAGCUCGCCGCUGUGCUGGGGGCCGGCCCUGAUUGGCUGGGGGUCGGCGGCCCUGCACCUGGCCUACCUGACCAGCCUGCUGGGCCUGAAGAUCAUGCAGCUCUGCAUGGAAGACUCCUGGGUGGCUCUUGUGGGUCUGGCCUCCAACAUAAGCGGGCUGGUGGUCUUCUCUGUGGCCUACACCACCCAGCUCAUGUUCACAGGUUACGGCCUGUGUUUCCUCUCCAUGGCCGCAACUCCCGUGCUCAGGUCGAAGCUGUCCAAGCUGGUGGGCCCGUCAGAGCAAGGUGCCCUGUUUGCCUCUGUUGCCUGUGUGGAGAGCUUGUGUUUCCUGGUGGGCAGCGGGCUCUUCAACUCCCUCUACCCUGCCACCCUGCACUUCAUGAAGGGCUUCCCCUUCCUCGUCGCUUCCUUCAUCCUCUUCAUCCCCGCUGGGAUAAUAGGGACUCUGGAAUGUUUGGAUCAGAGGAUAAAUCACAGAGACUCCCCUGGAUCGUGACCAGAGGAGAAACAGGGGCAGGAUCCCAUCAGAAGGGGACGUUGGUGGUGGGGCCGCUCAGCUCUGACCGAGAGCCAUCCAUCAUGUCCAUGCUGCUGGGAGAAACUGCCAUCUUAACACAGAUACCACCAGUUGGUGUUGGUUUGCACAGACAUUUUUAAAAAAAAAACAAGAGUUUGAGACCAAAAUGUAACGAACACCCUCCUCUGUCAAACUGUUUCAAGUUCGCUUUAAAAAGUGGGGACAGCUUUAAGUCAUUUCAUGCACUUUCUACAAUGAGCAAGAUGUUCAUGCCAUUAUGUUGAGAUUUAUUGACAGGACAUCAUUCGUCCCUAAUAUUUCUUUUCUAAUUUAUUCCAUUUGGAUGUUAGGAUAUACCAUAUAUUACCCCGCAUCAUCCAUAAUGACCCAGAGUUAUGCAGGUGUUACAAACAAUCAAAACUUAAAUAAAUUCACCUAAAAUGAACAAAGUGAGAAAACUAAUGUGAGAUAAUGCAUAUAUUUGGCAUUUAGUGUGGUAAAGAAAUAUGCCCUGUAGAAAAGAAUGGAUCUAAGAGCUGGAUUCUCUUGUUUGACUCGUAAACAUUUCGCUGGAUCUAACCAGGUGUGGUCCCUGAUCACAAGUCGAAACAUCACACCAGUCGUAAUUUGCUUCAUUCAACACCUUGCACCAUAUUAUUACUUUGUCAUGUCUCUAAUUCAUCAAAAAGGGAUAAAUGUAACUUACGAUAUUGGCCCCACCUUAUUUCCAUCCUGGAUCCCCGGCAGGCCCAUUGACAGUGGAAACUGGGCUUUUCCUUAUAGAAUACGGGGGAAAGAUAAGAUUCCCUCUUGUGAAGGGGCCAGUGGAUGGUCAACUUAAACAAGCUGCCAGCCUCAUGGCUUAAUUUUUGGCUGAGGAAACAACAGCAGCCAAUCGGUUUAAAGUUCUAAAAGCAAGCCUCUGGUUUGGUGAACUGUGAAUAAUUAUGCACAA
Menidia menidia (Atlantic silverside) is the source of this 2585-nucleotide messenger RNA. The record is from the annotation of a GenBank genome assembly. NCBI's taxonomy places the organism in Eukaryota, Metazoa, Chordata, Actinopteri, Atheriniformes, Atherinopsidae.